UCCUAACAGCUCACUAUUCACGAAAAAACUCGACGGGGUUUCUCCAACGAAUGCGUUGCCAAGCUCUAUUCAUUUUACGUCUUUACGUAGCAGUUCACUGAAGAAGAUGACACUGAUGGCCUCAUCUUCCUCGCACAAGAUGACCGUCCUGAGCAAAUUGGCACACCUCAGGAAGUGUGAAAUCCUGUGUGACAUCACCCUGCUGGUGGAGGGCGAGUGUUUCCGGGCGCACAAGGCCUUGCUGGCAGCGAGCAGCGACUACUUCUUACAGCUUUUCACCGCCAAAGAUGUUGACGCCAACACCGGGGCUACCUACCGAUUGGACAGCGUAACGGCUGCCACGUGCGGGGCGGUGCUGGAGUUCAUCUACAGUGCCCGGGUGUGCGUUGAGCAGGGCGCCGGCGAGCAGCUCCUGGCAGCCGCUCGGUUGCUGAAGGUGGGCGACCUCGUGAAGGCGCUGCAAACCACGCGGCGACGCAAGGGAGGGCGAGCCAAGAAGAGCCUGCUCGUCAGGAAGCAAAGGAAGAAGAAUCCCUCAUGUGACGACCACGCCGAAGAGCGACAGGAAGUAGCUAACAACAGAAAAGAAGGGGAGCAGCCCACUCGGGCAGGAAGACGCAGGAUCACGCUGCCCGUCAAGUACGACGCCUUUAAAGUGGGCGGAGACUUAUCACCUGGAGGAGGAGAGCCAGUAAGGAGGUGCAGGAAGAGAAAAUAUCAUGACACGGAGGCCAGAUGUCACGACUGUGGCAAGGGGUUCAAAAACCAUAUCUUCCUGAAGAUCCACCAACGGACUCACACAGGAGAGAAGCCUUUCUCCUGCCAGGUGUGCGACGCGGCGUUCACGCAGAAGCACACGCUCCUGGUGCACCAGCGCAAGCACACCGGAGAGACGCCGUUCGUGUGCAGUGUGUGCUCCAAAGUCCUCGCCACCAAGCACAGCCUUCACGAGCACAUGAACCUCCACCAAGAAAACAAGUCAUUCUGCUGCGACCAGUGCGGAAAGAGCUUCACUCAGAGGAGGCAGCUGAAAAGUCAUUACAGGGUCCACACAGGCAAAUCGCUUCCAGAGUGUGCUCAUUGCCAGCACAAGUUUUUGGAUACGGCCCAGUUGAAAAAGCACUUGCGCACUCACACAGGUGAGAAGCCGUUCACGUGUGAGAUCUGCGGGAAAUGUUUUUCUGUCAAGAGCACUUUGCAGACGCACAUCCGGAUACACAGAGGCGAAAAGCCAUACAGCUGCACCGUGUGCGACAAGUCCUUUGCCGACCGCAGCGCCUACCGCCGCCACGUGGCCUCCCACUCGGGCAAGAAGCCCUUCAACUGCUCGGCGUGCGGCCUCUCCUUCUCACGCCUCGACAACCUGAAGACGCACAUCAACACCCACAAUAAGGAGAGGGUGUCCAAAGCGGAGCCCGCCGAUCGAGGCAGCGAUGGCGCUGCCCUGCAGGCACAGGUCCAGAAAUAUCAGCUGGAGUCAGGCUCGGAGCAGGAAAUCCAGCUUCUGGUGACAGGGGAAAACAUCAGCUUGACGCAGGAUAUCGGCACUGUCACGCCCCAGAUCCAGAUGCUCGGCUCGCUGGACACUCAGGCCGGGCCGCCGCGGACUGAGUCCAUGUACGUCAUCACCCUGAGCAAGAAGGCCGCUGAGCAUCUGCAUGUGGCGCAUGGGCCCGCCCAACAGGUGGCGCCAACGCACGUCCAGGGCGUCCACGUCAACCAGCCCAUCUCCAUCAGCCACACUGGCGAGCACAUCUCCAGCCACCACAUCCACGGACACACUUUCCAGAUCCAGGCCGGGACCGUCUACGCCACCGCCGCGCCGCCACCCGCACACCCGUGAGCGCAGCGUCGCCGACGAAUCCGCUCUGGACCCAGCUCUGCGGCGACGUCUGCUUGAAGCCCCUCGGGUUCACGUUGGCGUUGUGGGCGGCGUCGAAACUGAGGUCCAGGCAGUCAGCCUCCAUCAGUUCAUUGCGGAUGAUAGAGUC
Molecule: messenger RNA, 1991 nt
Organism: Hippocampus comes (tiger tail seahorse)
Lineage: Eukaryota; Metazoa; Chordata; Actinopteri; Syngnathiformes; Syngnathidae
Gene: zbtb24
Product: zinc finger and BTB domain containing 24
Exons: 9
Coding region: 107-1843 (578 amino acids)
Biological process (GO): regulation of transcription by RNA polymerase II
Cellular component (GO): nucleus
Molecular function (GO): DNA-binding transcription factor activity, RNA polymerase II-specific; protein binding
Source: RefSeq, a predicted model, not a curated record